Messenger RNA from Oncorhynchus masou masou (cherry salmon), 2737 nucleotides. RefSeq names its product transmembrane channel-like protein 3. Gene Ontology annotation, cellular component: plasma membrane. The transcript is spliced from 16 exons. The record is from RefSeq and is a predicted model, not a curated record. Gene Ontology annotation, molecular function: mechanosensitive monoatomic ion channel activity. The annotation marks the transcript as partial. NCBI's taxonomy places the organism in Eukaryota, Metazoa, Chordata, Actinopteri, Salmoniformes, Salmonidae.
GAUGGCUAAGAACUCCCGUCUGAGCCUCGCCAGCGCCUCUGAUGAGAACUUCACCUUCUGCUGGAGAGUGUUCUGUGCCUGGGACUACCUCAUAGGGAACCCUGAGGCUGCAGAGAGCAAGGGAGCCGCUAUCGUCAACAACAUCAGGGAGGCCAUUGUUGAGGAGCAGGAGAAAAAGAAGGAUACUAGUCUAGCAGUCCUGAUCAGUCUGCGUAUCCUAGCCAACAUCCUGGUCCUUCUCUCUCUGGCUGGCAGCAUUUAUAUAAUCUACUUUGUGGUGGACCGCUCCCAGAAACUAGAGCUGGAGAAGCCAGAGCUAACACUAUGGGAGAAGAAUGAGGUGAGUGUGGUGGUGUCCCUCAUCACCAUGAUUGCCCCGUCUGCCUUUGAGCUGGUGGCUCAGCUGGAGAUGUACCAUCCCAGGACCUCCCUCCGCUUCCAGCUGGCCAGAGUCCUGGUGUUGUAUCUGGGUAACCUGUACAGCCUCAUCAUUGCCCUUCUGGACAAGGUCAACAGUAUGAGUAUGGCGUCAGCUGCUGCAGCUGUAAGUAGUCCUGCUGAGAACUCCACGGCAUUCAUGGCGACCAUCUCCCAGCCGGGGGAGACGAGCCUCUCCACCCUCGUAUCCGACAUCUCCAUCUCUGAAAACCACAACAGCACCAUAGCAACCAUUGCCAUGGUGCUGGAUGUCAACACCAGCAUCAGCACCAGCAAGCAGAACAAGCAGAAGAAACCGGAUGAGUGCUGGGAGACCUACGUUGGACAGGAGAUGUUGAAGCUGUCUAUCAUCGAUAUGAUCUUCACGGUGGCCAGUAUCCUGUUGAUAGACUUCAUCAGAGGGCUGGUGGUCAGGUACCUGAGUGACUGCUGCUGCUGGGACCUGGAGAGCAAGUUUCCUGAGUAUGGGGAAUUCAAGAUAGCUGAGAACGUCCUCCACCUGAUAUAUAACCAAGGAAUGAUCUGGAUGGGUUCGUUCUUCUCUCCCUGUCUGCCUGCCUUUAAUGUGUUGAAGCUGAUAGGCUUGAUGUACCUGAGGAGUUGGGCUGUGCUCACCUGUAACGUCCCUCACCAACAGGUGUUCAGAGCAUCCAGAUCAAAUAAUUUCUACCUGGCUAUGCUGUUGUUCAUGCUUUUUCUGUGUAUGCUGCCCACCAUCUUCGCCAUAGUGAGAUACAGACCUUCCCAACACUGUGGGCCAUUUAGCGGUCAGGAGAAGAUUUAUGACAUCAUCUCAGAGACGAUAGCCAAUGACUUCCCGCUGUGGUUCAGUAAAGUGAUGAGUUACGUCACCAGCCCUGUUGUAGCGUUGCCCGCUCUGCUGCUGCUGUUCAUGUUGAUCUACUACCUUCAGGCCAUUGCCAGAUCCCUUAAAUUCACCAACAACCAGCUGAGGAUGCAGCUUCAGACUGAGAGAACAGAAGACAAGAAGAAGGUAUUACAGCUGGCUUCAGGUAAACCUCAUCAUUCUACUUUCUGGUUGCGAGGCUACAGGCCCCAGAGGUCCCCGGGGGACAGGAAGCCUGACCAGCAGGAUGGUGACAUCACCAGCCGCGAGUCGUCCAUUCGCACGCCGUCGCCACGACCCAACGGCAGUGUCACAAACUUCCAGUCGCCCGAUCGUCGUGGCAACGGCAUCCGCACCAUCACCCAGUCGGCAUCGAGAGUCGAGACCGCUAGGCGACAUUUGCUGCUGGGACGCCUAGAAGUCCAACAACACCCUUCCUACCUGGGGGGCCCUAGCGGUACCUGCAGGUCCAAGUCCUACCAUCAUGUGGCGUACAACCCCCCGACACGCUACUCCUCAGAGAAUAUCCACUCCGACCCACUCUACAGGAAGACCAUCAGGCCCAUGCACUCCGCAGAGGCAGCUGGGAUAAUGACCGCCCAGAGCUACGUGGGCCGUCGCCCCUACACCACGCGCUACGUCAUCGUCAACGAGCACGAAGCUAGGAAAAAGUUGCUUAGAUCAGCCACACGCGUCCCUCGCCACUUCCGAGCGGAGGACCCGGGGGGUGAAAUCGUAGAGCUGAUUCCGCGGAAUACCAAGCGGUAUACUCCAAGGGCUCCGCAUCUGCAUGGGCACCCACACAGGUCGAAUCCGCCGCAGUCACACCUGAGUGAUGAAGAGGAGGAGGCAGAGGCAGGGGGGAAGAGGGAGUCUAGGAGGGGGUUGUUCGGGCAGACUCACCGGCCCCGCUCACUCUCCGACCUCCAACAGCCAGCUCGCUUCUACAUCGGAGAGCGCCUGGAGACCAAGCUGUCUAUGGCGUCAAAAGACAGCCACACUGCUAGGGGGCGCUACGGCAGUGAAGCCCAAAAAGGGGACUGGGAGGAUAUGGAGACGCGCUUGCACUCCCUCUCCCAGUCCAGCAUCAGAGGAGCGGAGAUUCCACCACCAGUCAGGCACACACAGUCCCCAGCCAGACACCCCCACUCCCCCAGCAGACUUGUACACUCACCCCCCCAGGGCCCCGGAAGACGCCUGGAGCCCCAGGUCAAGCCCAAGACAUCCAGGUCCAAGCUGGAGCCUUCCCUGACUGAGUCGGACUCGGCCUCUCUGGCCUCCAGUAGCGACCAGCAGAACAGCAGCACAGACCAGUACAUCCAGGUCAUUCACAACAAGGAGAAGUAUCUCAAGUCUGAGGCAAGGCAAGGCAAACUGGCUAAGAAGAAGUCCAAAGCCAGUAUAGAUCUCAACGUGUCUGGGUCCAAAGACCUGGUCUGCUCCAACGUGUAG